UUGGCAUGGAGAAGCGAACCGCGAAAACGUUGUAGACGUCUCUGAAUGCCUCUGACUGUGAGACCAAGCAAUUUUAACUUGAUUUAAAGAAACAGGGACACAUCAUGAGUAAAGCGGAAGACUCGACGCAUCGGGUUUUCUUACAGAGACAGAACAGUCUGCAAGAAGUUGCGAUGGGGCAACUCGAGCACCAUCGUCGGCGCCGUGCACGGUGGCUGACCGAUCAUCGAUCCGUGCGUCGUACAGGCUCGUUGCGAGAUUCGUUUCAGUGGAGACGUAGCCAGGAAAAUAGCUCGAGUGUACCGAAGGGUGCGGUCUCGGAGCUCGGCUUAUCAAACUGCCAUCUAGUGCUAUGGACAGGAGACGUUCAAAUCGGCACUCCGGGACAAACGUUUUCUGUUGUUUUUGAUACAGGCUCGUCCGACAUCUGGGUGCCGUCGUUGAAGUGCGAUGAUUUUUGCAGCGAAUACGAAGGUUGGCGCAAGUAUGAUGAGACCGCGUCCGAGACUUUUGCCGUCGCCCUCAAAGAUACCGACGACAACAUGUUUUUCUCACAAUAUGCUGAUGGCGAAUCUGUCGCCGGCGAGCACGCCAAAGACAUUUUUCGGAUUGGGACCUCAUUGGAGAUACCAGACCAAAUUUUUGCUCAAAUCAGUCGUUUCGAAAAUUACAAAUCUUGUGCUGGAGAGGAAGGCCUGUUUGGCCUGGGAUUCUCUGAAAUUUCUUCGCACAACUUCCCAACAGCUAUCUCAAAUUUGAAAGGAAUUUUAAAGAAUCCCGUCUUCAGUCUUUAUUUAGAUUCAUCGGAAGACGACUACCCUGUCGAAAGCUUGAUAGAUGAGCUCGAUGCUCUCAAAGGCGGCGACCCGCAACCCGUGAAGCAUGCUCUUUCGGCAAACUCUCAAAUAAUUUUUGGAGCUGUCGAUCACCAGCAUUAUGAAGGGUGCUUGCAUUGGCAUGAAUUGGGACAAUUCCAUGAUAACGAAGGUGAUAUAUUCAAAGGAUACUGGGACAUCAAAUUAGACCAUGUCCGUGUCCAGGGCGUCGAUCUGCCCAGUAGCGAAAUUGCAAUUGUAGACUCGGGUUCUACGUUUCUGGUUGGCCCUUCCGACGCCGUCAGCGCGAUAGCGAUUACAAAUGAGAUGGAUUGCUUCGAUCUCUCAAAUCCAGACGAACCGGAAUUUGUUGAUUGUGACUCCCCCGAAGGCUUUGAUGCUGCCGCGGCGGAUUGCGCCUUGCCCAUGUAUGAUCUGGAAUUCACGGUAGACGGCGUGACGCAUCGACUGACGAAAGAAGAUUUGCUUGUCGUAGUCGAGACUACACUGGGGCCGAUUUGUAUUCUACGCGUGAUGUCUGACCUGCAGCUCCGCGGUUGGAUUCUGGGGGACAUUUUUUUUAACCGGUACUACGCCGCAUUCGAUUUCGAAAUGAAUCGCGUAGGAUUCGCCCCGAGGGUUCAAAACGCACUGGGUCAGCCGUGUGAAGCUGACUGGCCUUUAGAUAUUCACAACAAAGGCCAAGGCUUACCCACACUCAAUCCGGCCACUGUCCUUUCAGAAACAUUGGCACCUGCAUUGGCGCCGAGCAUGUUGCCCUUGCAAAAUCAACCGUCACCAGAGGCUUUCGUGUCAAGCGAAUCAACUACAGUGUCUCCUACCGCAAAGGCCACAUCAUCGAUAUCUUCUGCAUGGUCGAGUAACGGUCCACUAGCGAUAGGACUAGGAUGUAUUGGUGCGACACUCGUGUUGGCUCUCCUCGUAAUUGUCCGUCGUCGGCGUCGCAGUCACGGAAGGUUUGAAGGACUGGCCGACCAUGAUUUGGAUUUGCAACAUGAGACGGAACUACCACCAAUAAUGUAGUGGCUCACAUCAGCCACGGAUAAUCACAUCUCAGUUAAGCUCACACCAGAUUGGUCAGCAUACAGAAGUGGCCUUCGAGAGUUUACAAACACAUGACCCUGUGGUACGACUAGUGGGUAGUAGUUAACAGGAUAGAGACCCGUCCGGCACAAUGAGCCUUUGCAUUU
This is a messenger RNA of Phaeodactylum tricornutum CCAP 1055/1, 2026 nucleotides long. RefSeq lists its product with no specific name. Gene Ontology annotation, biological process: proteolysis. The coding region runs from base 105 to 1859 and encodes 584 amino acids. Gene Ontology annotation, molecular function: aspartic-type endopeptidase activity. NCBI's taxonomy places the organism in Eukaryota, Bacillariophyta, Bacillariophyceae, Surirellales, Neidiaceae. The transcript has 2 exons. The record is from RefSeq and is a predicted model, not a curated record.